Ricinus communis (castor bean) is the source of this 1670-nucleotide messenger RNA. Its product is annotated as developmentally-regulated G-protein 3. The record is from RefSeq and is a predicted model, not a curated record. Gene Ontology annotation, biological process: cytoplasmic translation. Gene Ontology annotation, molecular function: GTP binding; GTPase activity. Gene Ontology annotation, cellular component: cytoplasm. Lineage: Eukaryota; Viridiplantae; Streptophyta; Magnoliopsida; Malpighiales; Euphorbiaceae. The transcript has 10 exons. The coding region runs from base 135 to 1241 and encodes 368 amino acids.
UCUUUUUUCUUUUUCUGGUAGCUUCCACUUUUUCAAAACUGUAUCGCAGCAAGAAGUACUGCACUUGGAUUUGCCACACGGCGUCGUCGAGAAAUCUCCUUUAAUAGUGGUUUGUAAGCUUGUAAGCUGCAAAAAUGGCGACUGUUAUGCAGAAAAUCAAAGAUAUUGAAGAUGAGAUGGCAAGGACUCAAAAGAACAAGGCUACAGCACAUCACCUUGGUUUGCUUAAGGCUAAACUUGCAAAGCUACGUAGAGAACUCCUUGAACCUUCAUCAAAAGGAGGUGGUGGUGCUGGUCAAGGUUUUGAUGUUACUAAAAGUGGAGAUGCCAGAGUUGGCCUAGUGGGUUUUCCUUCAGUUGGGAAAUCGACACUGCUAAACAAAUUAACAGGCACGUUUUCAGAGGUUGCUUCCUAUGAAUUUACCACUUUGACUUGCAUCCCAGGCGUUAUUGUUUAUAGAGGAGCUAAAAUUCAGUUAUUGGACCUUCCUGGUAUUAUUGAAGGUGCUAAGGAUGGGAAGGGACGAGGAAGGCAGGUUAUCAGUACUGCUAGGACAUGCAACUGUAUCUUGAUUGUUCUUGAUGCAAUAAAGCCGAUAACUCACAAGCGUCUGAUAGAGAAAGAGCUUGAGGGAUUUGGCAUAAGAUUAAACAAGGAACCACCUAAUCUGACAUUCAGGAAGAAAGACAAGGGUGGGAUUAAUUUCACCACAACAGUUGCCAACACACACCUUGAUCUUGAAACUGUGAAGGCAAUAUGUAGUGAAUACAGAAUUCACAAUGCUGAUAUUACAUUGAGAUAUGAUGCAACUGCUGAUGACCUGAUUGAUGUCAUUGAGGGCAGUAGGAUAUACAUGCCCUGCAUUUAUGUAGUAAACAAGAUUGAUCAGAUUACCCUGGAAGAGCUGGAGAUUUUGGACAAACUGCCUCACUACUGCCCAAUCAGUGCUCACCUAGAAUGGAACCUUGAUGGUUUGCUGGACAAGAUUUGGGAAUAUCUAGAUUUGACUCGCAUAUACACGAAGCCAAAAGGAAUGAACCCAGACUAUGAAGAUCCUGUAAUUCUGUCAUCUAAAAAGCGAACAGUUGAGGAUUUCUGCAUCCGUAUCCACAAGGAUAUGUUAAAACAAUUUAAGUAUGCUCUGGUGUGGGGAUCAAGCGCUAAACACAAGCCCCAGAGGGUUGGCAAGGAACAUGAACUAGAGGAUGAAGAUGUCGUGCAAAUAAUAAAGAAAGUGUGAUGAACACUCGGCUCCAAUCGCGAGUCCUCUAUUUAAGUUCUGCAGGUUGCAGAAGCCGGUGUGUGAAAGAUUCCAUCCAAUUUUCUGCAUUAUGAAAGCGAUCGAGUGGAAGAGAAGCUCAAUUUCUGAGAUUGAAGGUGACAGCUUGUUAUGUAAUUAAUCUAAAUUCUGAUCAAGCACUUUUCGAUGGUGAUAUAAUUUUUGUUUGCCAUGAUAUGUACAACCUUAGUGAUGAGAUUGGUCAAAGAGAAUUAGUUGGUUGAAUAAACCUGGGCGGAAAUUAGAGACCGUAUCCCCAUUAAUUGUGCUUGAAAAACAGAGUUUUCUAAGAGAUAGCUCAUGCAUUUCCAUUGGUCUCCUUGUGAACUUGGCACGCAAGUUCAAGGCGGAUUCAAGUCAUUUAUUAAAGGCAAAUUGCAUUUUUAUGUC